CAAUUAGCCUCCCCGAACCUAUGGUCUGUCUGAAUGUGGGGGGCAAAGAAGUUUCUUUCCUUGUAGAUACAGGAGCAACCCGUUCAGUAUUAACUCAACCUUUGGGACAUAUUUCUUCUCAAUCUAUCAACAUUCAAGGGGCAACAGGAAAACCACAAACCCAGCCACUUUUAGAGCCUCUAUUAUGCACGGCGGGAGGAAAAAUGUUGACUCACCAGUUCGUAUAUUUGCCCAGCUGCCCGCUUCCACUCAUGGGUAGAGAUUUACUUUGCAAACUUCGAGCACAGAUAUUUUUUGAUGAAAAGGGAUCCGUAGGAGUAAGAUAUGGAAAUGUGAAUUUAGAAAUUCCUCGGGAAGAGGCUUGGAGAAUCAUGGUGGUGCAGGAAGUCUCAGGAGACAAAUGGAGGGAGUUCCGGGUUCCUGAGCUGUGGGCGGAAGAUAACCCCCCUGGUUUUGCUGCUCACCACACCCCUGUCAUUGUUGAGGAACUACCAAUGAGUCGUCCUGUAUGCAUCCGCCAGAGGGGGUACCCAAGAGAAAUUGUGCAGGCUAUUCAGGAAGUCAUACAACUGUAUCUGACUUAUAAGAUUCUGGUGCCCACUGACUCACCAUGGAAUUCCCCGAUUCUACCUAUACCAAAAGGGGGAGGAAAAUAUAGAAUGGCUCAGGAUCUUCGUAGGGUUAAUAGUUCAACAGUCACAAUUUAUCCUACGUUGCCAAAUCCUUAUGUGUUACUUGGACUGAUUCCACCAGAAGCUAAAUGGUUUUCAGUUAUUGAUUUAAAAGAUGCUUUCUUUUCUAUACCCAUUCAUAAAAAGAGUCAGCACUUGUUUGCCUUUGAAUGGGAAAAUCCGACAACAGGAAGGAAACAACAAUAUACUUGGACACGCCUCCCACAGGGGUAUAAAAAUUCGCCAACGCACUUCAGCGCGGCGUUAGCGACGGACUUGGAAAUUCUAGAUUUGCCCGCUCCUGAUGUUGUGCUACAAUAUGUGGAUGAUCUUUUGGUGACAGGACAAACAGAAGAGGUUUGUCAUGCCAAUACUGCAUCCCUUCUACUUCUGUUACAAGAAAAAGGCUAUAAAGCUUCUAGGGCCAAAGCACAAUUGGUCCAGUUGAAUGUUAGGUAUUUGGGAUAUGAUAUCCAGCAAGGGCAAAGAACUUUGGGACAUGAAAGAAAGGAAGCCAUUUGUCAAUUACCAGCCCCAAGAAAUAGGAAGGAAUUAAGAGGCUUUUUAGGGGCAGCGGGAUUUUGCCGCAUUUGGAUUCCUAACUUCGCCUUGUUAGCAAAGCCACUUUAUGAAGCUACAAAAGGAAAUGAAAAGGAACCUUUGCGAUGGGAAAAAGAGGAACAGAAAAGUUUUUUAAACUUGAAACAUGCUUUGACUCAAGCCCCGAGUCUGGGACUGCCUAAUUUAGAUAAACCUUUUCAUUUAUUUGUGGACACUAAACAGAAUAUGGCUGUGGGGGUGUUAACUCAGAAGAUGGGAACGUGGUAUCGACCAGUUGCAUAUUUGUCAAAACAAUUGGAUCAGGUAGCAAAAGGGUGGCCCUCUUGUCUUAAGGCUGUAGCAGGCACAGCUUUACUUACUCAGGAAGCAAAUAAACUUACUUUUGGACAGCAAUUGAAUAUCUACACCCCCCAUGCUCUUCGGGCUGUUCUGGAUCAGAAAGGCCAUUUAUGGCUUACCAAUCCACGUAUGUUGAAGUAUCAGGGGCUUAUUACCCAUAACCCCCUCAUAAAACUUGUUCAGUCAUAUGCUUUGAAUCCUGCCACUCUAUUACCUGAACCAGACUCUGAGAUCUCUCAUGAUUGUCUGCAAACUAUUGAGGAAACCUAUGCAAGUCGUCCAGAUUUGAAGGAUGAACCCUUUUCCGACCCAGAUGCAACUCUUUUUACUGAUGGAACCAGUUUUAUCCAUGAAGGUGUAAGAAAAGCAGCUUAUGCAAUAGUUACUCUUGAGGAUGUAUGGGAAGCUAAGCCCUUACCUACAGGAACUAGUGCUCAGUUGGCAGAAUUACAUGCACUCACUAGGGCAUUAGAAUUAGCAAAAGGUCUACGUGUCAACAUUUACACAGAUUCAAAGUAUGCCUUUCUUACAGUUCAAGUGCAUGGAGCUUUGUACAAAGAAAGAGGUCUUAUCACAGCAGGAGGAAAAGACAUUAAAUAUGGACCCCAAAUUUUGCGUCUAUUGGACAGUGUGUGGUUCCCCAAACAAGUUGCCAUUAUGCAUGUACGAGGUCAUCAGAAGGGGAUUUCAACAGCUGAAAGAGGAAACCACAAGGCUGACCAGGUGGCAAGAGCAGCAGCUUUGGAUCCAUUCUCCCUGCAAGCUAACUGUCUUACUUUGUGGAUCCCGAACCAGAAAGAUGAACCCCCCCCAUAUAGCCACUCAGAAGUCCAGCAAGCUGAAGCUAUAGGGGCAAAACUAGUGAAUGGGUGGUGGACUCUGCCGGACAACAGGGUGUUUGUACCUCAGCAGUUAGCAUGGGAGGUUGUUUCUUCCUUGCAUAGGCAUUUACAUCUAGGGAAGACAGUUUUGAGAAAGGCUUUGACAAGGGAAGUCUAUAUUAACAAUUUGUCUAGUCUAGCAGCUGCUGUUUGUUCUCGAUGUCAGGUGUGUGCUGCUAAUAACCCACGUCAGGGCCCGAGUCUUCCCCCUGGGCACCAACCUAGGGGGGCUUAUCCUUUUGAUUAUUUAAUGAUUGACUUUACAGACAUGCCGAAAGUGGGAUCGUAUACGGCUAUGUUAGUUGUUGUUUGCACAUACACGGGGUGGCCUGAAUGUGUUCCCACUAGAACGAAAAAAGCUUUGGAGGUAACCCGAACUCUAUUAAAUGUAGUUAUUCCACGAUAUGGGUUGCCCUCACGUAUCUCUUCAGAUAAUGGGCCUGAGUUCAUUCAUGCAGCCACUCAGAAGGUUGCCCAGGUAGCUGAAAUUAAGCCUUGGAUCCAUUGGACACGCCUGAAAUUGGCUGCAUCCUCGUGGGGGAAUGAGAUUAGUGGGAGUACCUCGCAGCCACCAUAUGUGAGGGAGGAGAGCACCCAACAAACACCAGGUGUCAGGGCCCUCACGGUGAAAAAUGACUCCCCUGUAAAGAGACCAUACCCAGAGCCCUAUCCAGAAAGGACAAGGACUCGGGGUAAGCGGACAUCCCUUGAUUUUGGUUUGGACAUGAAAUAUGACAUAACGAAUGAUCAGCUUCCGAUCAUGGAACUUACUGAAUAUGAGAAAUCAGAUACAUGGAGUUCAGAGAGAAUUGUAUGCACAUAUGGAAGAGCCACAUGGGCUGAAGAUGGGUCUUGGGGAUACCGCACCCCGAUUUACAUGAUAAACAGGAUCAUGAGGUUACAGGCCGUGUUGGACCUGGCUGGGGAGAGAAUUGACAAAUCCUUGAAUAUUCUCUCCACUGCCACGGACAAACUUCGUACUGCAGUAUAUCAAAAUCGAUUGGCUCUCGAUUACCUCCUCGCAAGAGAAGGCAGUACUUUAUCUCUCAUGGUGGAAAAACGGGCUACUGCCAAGGUCCUAACGCUGAUGGGACACACAGGAGAGGAACAUGAAUAUGUGGGGCUUAUAAGCAAUAGGGAGCCUGAUACUUAUGAAACUCCACAAUAA
Messenger RNA from Thamnophis elegans (Western terrestrial garter snake), 3620 nucleotides. RefSeq lists its product as uncharacterized. The record is from RefSeq and is a predicted model, not a curated record. Bases 21 to 3620 code for a protein of 1199 amino acids. Gene Ontology annotation, biological process: proteolysis; DNA integration. Gene Ontology annotation, molecular function: aspartic-type endopeptidase activity; RNA-DNA hybrid ribonuclease activity; nucleic acid binding. NCBI's taxonomy places the organism in Eukaryota, Metazoa, Chordata, Lepidosauria, Squamata, Natricidae. The transcript is spliced from 6 exons.